UCCUAGCACUUACACGGAGCAAGUUAUACGUGCAGCUUCUGGGACACUGCAGGACCCGCGACUCUGGUGUUGGAGUCGGGGGAGGAGACGGGAAGGAAAGCAAACGGGGAAAGGCAGGCUGCCCAGGCGCAAAAAGCAGCCCCAGACAAGGAGGGCCGGGCGCCGUGAAGGGCAAGGGGCGGGGCGGCGGCAGCCGGGCCAAGGAUAAGGCCGCUGUGUGAAUGGCAGAGACCUUCUCCGUGACUCCGCCUCGCGCUGGUCCCGGAGAAGACCCUCGACCCACCGGGCCUCAAGUUCCCCACACGCCCGGGUGGGAGUUGACAGGUCCCCUCGCCCACUUCCGGGAGGUUCCGCACCCUGCUCGCCGCGACCGCUAGUCUCGCGAGACUGCGGUCAGCGGGGCCGGGGUCCGGGAGGCGGCUGCGGCCCAGGCAGCGAGCUGCUUUUGGUUUUCGGCGCUAGGGAGGUGCGAGGUCCGGAGUGUGCACUUCCUCUACCAGCCUGCGACCUCGUGGUUGAACAUUAAAAUGCUACGGUAGAAGGCUGCCAGCUAGAUUGAGCUGCGUAUGUCACAGGGUCGUUUUGUGGACCGGCUGAAUGGUGGGAGGCGAGAGACCUGGCUUCCUGUGCUUUUUCUACCACGAUGUGUUUUGUGUCUUUGUUUUGAUUUUUUUUUUUUUUUAAAUUUUGACGUGGCCUAAGUUUACUUGGCCUAAACUCUCUGAAUCUUGAUUUCCCCGUAUCUAAAGUAAGGGGCCGUCUACAAUCUCAGACAUUCCAUCCUUCGUGUGUCUACCGUCUCUAGUGCUAACACAGGGCACAUCUUGAAUGCAGACACGGAACUACUAGUGAACCAUUAUAUAGAGGCAGCGUGCACCCCCAGCAAUGACAGUGGCCACUCCAAGCUCCUCCCUGGGAACUAAACGCAGCAUCUCAAAUCAAGCCGCCAGAGCUUUGAACUGUUAAGUAGUCCACGCAGGAAACUGAAUAUACCAUAUCAGAACCAUUGGAGGAAAACUAGGAGAAGGUAGAGUCACAGAAGCUAAGAAAAAAAUAUCAAGAAACUUGGAGUGAUCAAUGGUAUCCAGUGCCACAAGACAAUCAAGUAAAAUGAGAGAAAAUUUCCUUUAAGUUCCGGAAGCCAGAAGUCCAAAAUCAGUAGCACUGGGCCAAAGUCAAGAUGGCAGUUCCUGGAUUUACCUUUGGUGCAUUCAUACUUGUGUUGCACGUUAGUUCUGUGACUAAUUAUCCCAGCGGAAAAGUAGGAAAGUCAUGCCAUGGAAUGGUUCCUGAACACAGUCAUACUGCACGUUCUGACCCUGUUCACAACGUUUCAGUGAGUCAGAUGACAUUCAGACCAGGAGACCAGAUUGAAGUUACUUUGUCAGGGCUACCAUUUAGAGGCUUUCUUUUAGAAGCACGUAAUGCUGAGGAUUUGAGUGGCCCUCCUAUUGGUUCCUUCACAUUGAUUGACAGUCAAGUGUCGCAGCUUCUGACCUGUGAGGAUGUACAGGGAUAUGCUGUGAGUCACACAAAUCCAUCCAAGAAAACAAAAAUUAAAGUCUACUGGAAUGCUCCAAGCAAUUCUCCGAAUCACAUAAAGUUUCUAGUCACAGUUGUUGAGAAGUAUAAAAUCUACUGGGUGAAGAUUCCUGGCCCUGUAAUUUCACAGCCCAAUGCACCGCCUUUUACAACACCUGAAGCUACAGUAGCACCUUUGUCAACAUUACCUCCUGUAUCCCAUUUAACCAAAUCAUUCAGUGCUUCAGAUUGUGGGAACAAGAAGUUCUGUAUUCGGAGUCCUUUGAACUGUGACCCAGAGAAGGAGCGUGCAUGUUUCUUCUUGUCCUUCACACGAGAUGACCAAUCAGUGGUGGUUGAAAUGAGUGGUCCCAGUAAAGGCUAUUUAUCCUUUGCGUUUUCUCAUGACAGAUGGAUGGGUGAUGAUGAUGCUUAUGUGUGUAUUCAUGAAGAUCACACUGUGCACAUACAACCAUCCCGUUUGAUGGGGCGAAGUCACCCUGUGAUGGACUCCAGGGGUGCUCUUGAGGAUAUGGCUUGGAGGCUGGCGGAUGGUGUUAUGCAGUGUUCUUUCAGAAGAAACAUUACCCUUCCUGGGGUUAAGAACAGAUUUGAUCUAAACACAAGCUACUACAUCUUUCUAGCAGAUGGUGCAGCUGACAAUGGUCGAAUAUAUAAGCAUUCUCAGCAACCUUUGAUUACAUAUGAGAAACAUAAUGUGACAGACUAUCCAAAGAAUGUGGGAGGCUCCCGUUCUUUAUUUCUUCUGAAGGCUCAUGGUGCUUUAAUGUUUGUGGCAUGGAUGACUACUGUUAGCAUAGGUGUGCUCAUGGCUCGGUUCUUCAAAUUUGUUUGGGCAAAGCCUGUUUUUGGUCAAGCAGCUUGGUUUCAGGUACACCGGACGCUCAUGCUCACUACUACUGCCCUCACCUGCAUUGCUUUUGUUCUGCCUUUUAUUUACAGAAGAGGCUGGAGUUGGCAUGCAGGUUAUCACCCAUACCUUGGCUGUCUAGUGAUGGUUUUAGCAGUUCUUCAGCCUCUUCUAGCAGCCUUCAGGCCACCUUUAUAUGACCCCAGAAGGCAAAUGUUUAACUGGACGCACUGGAGUAUGGGAACAGCUGCUAGAAUAAUAGCAGUGGCAGCAAUGUUCCUGGGAAUGGAUUUACCAGGACUGAACCUUCCUGGCCCAUGGAAAACCUAUGCAAUGACUGGAUUUGUAGCCUGGCAUGUUGGGACUGAAAUUGUCCUGGAGAUACAUGCUUACCGACUUUCUCGAAAAGUUGAAAUAUUGGAUGAUGCCAGAAUUCAGAUCCUUCAGUCAUUUACUGUAGCUGAAACGGAAGGACAUGCUUUUAAAAAGGUGGCGUUAGCAGUUUAUAUCUGUGGGAAUGUGACUUUUCUCAUCGUAUUCUUAUCUGCAAUCAAUCGUCUAUGAGCAAGCAAAGACCUUGGCUUUGCAGACCAGAUGAUAAUUAUCAUUAAGCCAAAGAAACUUGAAGCCUGUACCGACUGCCUGGAACGUAUUCAUGAAUUCUAAUUUGGAAGACCAGGCCAUGUCUGUAGAGGAAUUCCGAAGUAUGGUCCUUAGGGAUCAGCUUUCAGCAGGGUCCUAUGGAUUCGAAAAAGGAUAUCAAGCCUUUGUGUGUGAUUCUGAGUGUUACCAAGGAAGGUUGUACUUGAGGAGAAGUGAUUAUCAAAUAUUUUCUAUGAUGAGAUUUUUAGAAUGUUAGCAUUUAAGAAAAUAACUGUUUGGAAAGGCAGAAAUGAUGUCAUUCGGAUGAAAUGGGGAUUCUAUUAAGGUACAUGUAUUUUGGGCUAUACAGGUGCUGUGGUACUUUAAAGAAACCAUCUAUACUUGUUUAUCAGGAUGGUUUUUCUUAGGACUUUUUGUGAAACUAUGUUUUCCAGUACAGUGUUUUGGACAUGUC
Messenger RNA from Felis catus (domestic cat), 3449 nucleotides. RefSeq names its product ferric chelate reductase 1 (gene FRRS1). The transcript has 19 exons. The record is from RefSeq and is a predicted model, not a curated record. Bases 1181 to 2956 code for a protein of 591 amino acids. Lineage: Eukaryota; Metazoa; Chordata; Mammalia; Carnivora; Felidae. Gene Ontology annotation, molecular function: oxidoreductase activity, acting on metal ions.